GGACAUUAGAUAGACUACAAUACACAUAUUGAGACGUCAAUUGAAAAAGAGGCGGUUCUACAUUGGCACCAAAGUCCAAAGGCUAAAGAGUGUCUGACGAGACUUUAGGCAGUAUAAUAAUUUAACUGAUCUUUGCAAGUGCUGUCAGCGGCGACAGUAUGGAAAUAUCCAAAGGGGAUGACCAUACUACAGAGCAUGCAGCUACGUUAUUAGGGUCGUCGAGACUUGAUAAUCAGAUGAGACACAGUGAUAAAGUGAAGAGGAACUCCAAUAAAUGCAAAAUCAUUCUUGGGGUGCUGUUGCUGUGCUUGUUGGUGGUACUCAUUCUUGCAGUGGUGUUUGCCUUGAGGCAGCGUUGUGACAUAGAAGUGAUCAGCUGUAGAAACAGGUGUGUGACCGGGAGCAGGGACAAGUCUGCAACAUGCCACUGCGAUCCCUCCUGUGAGGCGGAGGGAACCUGCUGCCUGGACUACCAGGAAGUGUGUGUAGAGCCUGGUCAGCAUUGGACCUGUUCCAAAUUUCGCUGUGGGGAGGAAAGGUUGUCCUACAGUCUGUGCUCCUGCUCAGGAGGCUGUGAGGCAACGGGAGAUUGCUGCUCUAACUACUACAGUGUGUGCACGGUGGGUGGGAAGUCGUGGCUGGAGGAUGAGUGUGAGGACAUCAAAACACCCCAAUGUCCUGUUGGUUUCUCCAAACCCCCUCUCAUCUUGGUGUCUAUGGAUGGGUUCCGAGCAGGGUACUUGAAGGCUUACGGCAGCCUCCUUCCUGUCAUCAGCAAGUUACGCAACUGCGGGACAUCUACCCCACACAUGAGACCUGCCUACCCGACCAAAACCUUUCCUAAUCAUUACACCAUCGUGACUGGCCUUUAUCCUGAGUCUCAUGGAAUUGUGGACAACAAAAUGUACGAUGUGACUCUGAAUGCCAGCUUCAGUCUAAGAGCUGCAGAGAAGUUCAAUGCCAAAUGGUACCAAGGCGAGCCGAUCUGGUUGACUGCCAUGUACAACAACCUGAAAUCAGCCACUUUCUUCUGGCCUGGAUCGGAUGUAGACAUCAAAGGAAGAUUCCCAGAUUACUACAAAAAGUAUGACAGAGUUAUUCCAUUUGAGAAGAGAAUCACAACCUUAUUUGAAUGGCUGAGUUUGACUGAGGGGAAAAGGCCUGAUUUCUACACUUUGUACUUAGAAGAGCCGGACUCUUCAGGUCAUCGCUAUGGGCCGAUGAGCAGCCAGGUGAUCGAGGCUCUGCUGAAGGUGGACAGGCUGCUGGGGCUGCUGAUGGACGGGCUCAAACAGAGAAACCUGCACCUCUGUGUCAACAUCAUCCUGCUGUCUGACCACGGAAUGGAAGAGGCUUCCUGUCAGAAGGCCGCCUACGUCUCAUCUUACCAAGAAAACAUCCAGGACUUCACCGUCAUCCAGGGCCCCGCGGCCAGAAUCAGACCUGUGCGUCUGCCCGAAGACUUCUUCUCCUUUGACUAUGAGGGGCUGGUGAAGAACAUAUCGUGCAAGACCCCAGACCAGCCCAUGAGGCCCUUCCUGAAGGAGCACCUACCAAAACGGAUGCACUUUGCCAACAACGUGCGGAUUGAAAGGGCCCAUCUCUACAUGAAGCCUGCCUGGCAGGCAGCACUUCAGCCUAAGGAAAUCAAGUACUGCACUGGUGGAUUCCAUGGCUCGGAUAACGUUUUCAAAAACAUGCAGACUAUUUUCAUGGGUUAUGGCCCAGGGCUGAAGUACAAAACCUUUGUUCCACCUUUCGAAAAUAUAGAAGUUUACAACCUUCUGUGCGAUUUGUUAGGCAUCCCUCCUGCCCCCAACAACGGGACUCAUGGCAGUCUCAACCACCUCCUCCGAAACCCCACUUUCCUGCCUGUCUACCCUGCUGAACUUUCCCAUGACUCACCUUGUGAGGGCAGAAGCCUCGCCCCCACAGACAACCUGGGCUGCUCCUGCAGCUCCCGCACCAAGCUACAGGAGAAGACUCUGAACAAGCAGCUCCUCAAAGCUAAUGCUAGUUCCACAGCGGAGCUUCGGUAUCACCUCCCAUACGGAACCCCCAGAGUUCUCAUGGAGAACGCAGACUACUGUCUCCUGCACCAGACUGACUACAUCAAUAGCUACAGCAAAGACCUUCGCAUGCCCCUCUGGGUGGCAUAUACCAUUCAGCCACUGGACCAUGUCCAGGCUCUGAGCCCAGAGCGGCUGGCGUGCGUGCGUGCCGACGUACGUGUCCCAGCGACAGCGAGUCAGACGUGCACGCGCUACAGCGAUGACCCAGACCUGUCCUUCGGCCUGCUCCACCCUCCCAAUCUGAGCAGUAAUGGUUCAGAAGCAGAUUCCCUCAUCACCAGCAACAUGGCACCUAUGUUCCCUGCUUUCCAAAAUGUAUGGACCUACUUUCAUGAUGUCAUUGUGCCAAAAUACUCACAGCAACUGAAUGGAGUCAAUGUGAUGAGUGGGCCUGUCUUUGACAAUGACUAUGAUGGAAACUUUGAUGAUUUUUCAACAAACUCUGUGAACAUGCCCACUCACUACUUUGUGAUCUUGACCAGCUGUGGGAACUCAUCGUUCCCCCCUGUGGACUGUGAGGGUCCCCUUCAGGCCCGGUCCUUCCUCCUCCCCCACAGGGCCGACCACACAGAGACCUGUGCUAAUGGAUCAGACUUCCAGUGGGUCCAAGACUGGGCUCAGUUCCAUGCUGCGCGAGUCCGAGACGUAGAACUCCUGACUGGACUGAGCUUUUACCACGACAGGAUAUCAGUAGCCGAGACGCUACAAUUCAAAACUGUUUUACAAACUGUAUAGGAUCAGAGACACAAAGAAAGCUAUUACGUCAAAAAUAAGUAAUUCUAUGAUUUUGUGCAUAGUAGACCCACAGGGUUUUAUUUAUACUACAGCACACAAGUUUUGUUAACGUUUUUUUUAUUAUUGCCAGGGCAUUUCAGGAAACCUUAGACAUUCUGGAAAUGUCUGUUUCUGCCAUACUUUGUUAUGUCUGCCAAUGUUUUUGACUCAGAUUUCGAAAGUUGGCAGUGACAACAAAUACAGGCAGCAGUAAGGGGAGUCUAAAUGACCUUUUGCUCUGUAAGAGCAUAAAACAGGGAAACCUCAUCCUAAAGACAUCAUUAUCAAGAGACAGUUUUACAGCAGACUUUACAACCCUAUUUUCAGCAGACUUUCUUGAAUGGGCAGGUUGAUCUCAGCCUACGUCCUAUGAGGAGGUGCGCUGGUGACAUACCACAGUCAAGUAGUGUUGUGCGGUAUACCAGCAAGCUCUGGUAAAAGUCUGUCCCAUCAUCCUUAGCUUUGUACAGCAGUCUCUUCACCGUCUGAACAGAUUUUUCCACUAACCCAUUAGACUGUGGGUAGUGAGGAGUCGAUGUUGUGUGCACAAAAUUCCAUUAAUCUGCAAAGCGUCUAAAGCUUGAAAUGGAAAACUGUGGUCGUAAACACUUCACUUGGCACGCCAUGUCUGGAAAACACUGCCUUCAUGGCUGUUAUCACAGCCUCUGCUGUCGUGGAGCUCAGUCUACACCUCUGGAUACAGCGAAUAGUAAUCAGUCACUACAACAUAGUCUUUCCCAGCACAAACAAAAAGAUCUGCGCCCACCUUCAUGUAUGGCCUGUCGGGCACUGGGUGCGGCAGUAGCGACUCGGCAGGAUUGCUUGCUUGAUAUUUCAGGCAUGUUGAGCAGGUCGUCACCUCAUUUUCCACAUGUUCAAAUUCCUUGGGUCCAUGCAAACUCUUGGUUCUCUGUUAUUUUUAUUCACAAUGACAAGCGAACUCCUCCAGUCAGUCAACUCGUAAAUUUUUUCAAUCACAUUAAGUCCUUCCAUUCUGUCUAACUCCUCUUUCAGUGGCUUUUGAAGAGCAAAUGGCACUUUCUGACAUGGAUUGAUUACUGGCGGCACCUUCUUGUCCACUCUGAUUGUGUGCUCACCAGGUAGGCAUCGUAGGUCCUUGAACAGGUCACUGUACUCUCUCAUGAGUUCAUCAUAAUACAUUUCUUGGUCACUGUCUACUACCAGCACUCUCUUAACCCUUGUGUUAUCUUCGGGUCAUUCUGACCCAUCAGUCAUUGUGACCCACCGUUGUAUUGCGACAACUUUACCGCAUACAAAAACAAAGUGAAGCAUUUUCUUUUAACCGUUGGGCUGUCUCAGACCCCCCACAUUGCGAAGGUUAAAAGAAGAUUAUUUCGGGUUCCUCCGGUAGGAGGGAACCUAUUGUUUUUGUUAGUAUUCCUAUUAUUAUUAGGGUUCCUCCGGUAGGAGGAAACCUAUUGUUUUUGUUAGUAUUCUUAUUAUUAUUAGGGAUCCUCCGGUAAGAGGCUCUUCAAAAGCCACUGAAAGAGGAGUUAGACAGAAUGGAAGGACUUAAUGUGAUUGAAAAAAUUGAUGAGCUGACUGACUGGGUGAGUUUGCUUGUCAUAGUGAAUAAAAAGAACAGAGAACCAAGAGUUUGCAUGGACCCAAGGAAUUUGAACAUGUGGCAAAUGAGGUGACGACCUGCUCAACAUGCCUGAAAUAUCAAGCAAGCAAUCCUUCCUCCGGUAGGAGGAACCCUAUUGUUUUUGUUAGUAUUUAGGGUUUCUCCGGUAAGAGGGAACCCAUUGUUUUUGUUAGUAUUCUUAUUAUUAUAUUUCUCCGCUAAAUGGCCCAAUAGCUCAAAAAGUCCUUGACCCGAUUUUUUCAAAUUUGGCCCAAUGAUACAACAGGUCACUCACUACUCCCAGACCGCUAAUGGCCCAUGUACGCCCAUAGGUGGCGCUAUAAGCCACGCCCAAAGUCUAUGUGAUUUCCCCAGCGCCCCAUUAUUCCAAAAUGCCUGAAAAUUGUUAUACAUGCCUUAUUUCUCAUGGGGAACAAAAAAGCCUCAAGAACCCAUAAGGUCCGCCAUGAUAGAUUUUUCUGUACUGUCCAAAUUUGGUACAACCUUCAAAACCCUUCUCCUCAUGAACCAUAGUACCAAUCGACUUGAAAUUGUUACAGAUUUGUAGAAUACAUGUCUUUCUAUAGGGUGAAAUUGAAUAAGGAAUGCAAUACAAAAUGGCUGAAAGAAGUGUAUUUAUGUAAAUGUCCACAUUGCCACAAUAUCUUUGUGUUAAUAAAUCAAAUAUAAUUUU
Messenger RNA from Osmerus eperlanus (European smelt), 5128 nucleotides. It is a transcript of the gene enpp1, whose product is annotated as ectonucleotide pyrophosphatase/phosphodiesterase 1. The record is from RefSeq and is a predicted model, not a curated record. Bases 159 to 2807 code for a protein of 882 amino acids. NCBI's taxonomy places the organism in Eukaryota, Metazoa, Chordata, Actinopteri, Osmeriformes, Osmeridae. Gene Ontology annotation, cellular component: cell surface. The transcript has 25 exons. Gene Ontology annotation, molecular function: phosphodiesterase I activity; nucleic acid binding; metal ion binding. Gene Ontology annotation, biological process: negative regulation of fat cell differentiation; nucleoside triphosphate catabolic process; ATP metabolic process.